AUGAAUGAAUUCUCUAAGAUUAGAUUGAUUGACACUGGAAAUAUAUGGCCACCAAUAAAGUUGAAGAGACGUAAAAAUACUCCUCGACGCAAAAUGGAAGUGUUCAAUGUCAUUGAUGUGUAUACACGGUUUUACUUAGGUAAUGAUUUACUUCAAGGAGAUAUAAAAUACGAUGAUGAAUGCGAUCCUGAUUUGGAAAAUGCUGUAAAUGUUAGUAAACGUAUACAGAAUAUGCUACAAUUCGCACUACCUUAUAGAUGGAUGCUAUGUGAAUUUUUUUAUUCACUUACUGACUAUUCGUUUUUUUAUGAGCAGGAUGACUUUCAAUUGUUAUUAGAGAAUAAGUUGCCCGAUUUUAAAACUAGAAAUCUUACACGUAUUGAAUGGCAAAAAAUUCGUUCAAUUUUGGGUAAACCCAAACGCUUCACAGACCGCUUCAUCAAUAGAGAGCGCUCAGAGUUAGAACGCAUGCGGCAAAUAAUACGAUAUGCUCAACUAUCAAAAAUUAGAAGUGAUGAAUGUAUGCCCAUGGCUUUGGAUAUACCAGAUGAAAUACCACAUGUUCUGCCUGUGAACACAGAAGUUUCAGUGCUUUUGCGUAGCCCAUGGGUUGGCGUUUAUGAUGGAAUCGUUACUGCAUUUAAUAGCGAUACAUUUACAUAUGAAAUUCAAUUUUAUUGUAAUGAAAUAGGAACGCAAUUUAUAAAUGACAUUAAUAUAAUGUGGAAAAAAACUUAUGCAACAUUCUCUAUCGAUGAGCCCAAUUGGAAUGUCAAAACAGAAUUUGAUUGUAUUGAAAAAAAUAUUAACAUCAAUGAAAAUGAAACCACCACAACCGGGGAAGCAGUUCAACGUUCUCCUAUUCCAGAAAGAUUAGAAGAUGAUUGCAUUAACGGACAUCCAACUAAACUUAUCAAAGCUCUUAUGCUUUUAAAACGGACUGUAGCAAAUAAAAAAGAAAUUGUUGAUAAAGUACGCGAUCUAAAUGAUGAAGCUGAAAAUACCUUAUAUCCAAAAAUUGGUCAAAAGUCAGUCAAUGAUUCUCGCAAUUCACGUGGCACUCCACUCGAACUCAGUGUAGAAUUUAAGGAACGUUACACUUCACUUAUUGCAUCUUUAAAAAAAAUAAAUAACAACAUACAUGAAUAUACCAAUGAGUUAUUAACAUAUGCUCCAGAACUUAAUCCAGCAUCAGAUGAAAAAAUGUCACCGGACCCUAUGUGUAUAAGGGAAAGAUGUUGUAGUGUUGCCGAAGCUGCUAUACGUCAUAACAAUAAAGGCUUGGUUGAAAAUAAGAAUAUAGUUUCACUUAUCGAAAAGUUCUCCAUUGCUUUGUUAGCAGCUUCGGUUCCGUGCACUGAUGCCAAUACACAAGGAGUGAAAGAUAUUAUGGAUUAUUUUAUCGAAGAAACAAAGUCCCUAGUUACAGAAGACAACAUUAAAGACUUCGAACAACUAAUAAAAGUUCCUUUAAACAAUUUACGCCAGACAAAUAACCAGUAA
Teleopsis dalmanni is the source of this 1503-nucleotide messenger RNA. RefSeq names its product protein lin-9 homolog. The coding region runs from base 1 to 1503 and encodes 500 amino acids. Gene Ontology annotation, molecular function: DNA binding. The transcript has a single exon. The record is from RefSeq and is a predicted model, not a curated record. Gene Ontology annotation, biological process: regulation of cell cycle; DNA-templated transcription; regulation of transcription by RNA polymerase II. NCBI's taxonomy places the organism in Eukaryota, Metazoa, Arthropoda, Insecta, Diptera, Diopsidae. Gene Ontology annotation, cellular component: nucleoplasm; transcription repressor complex.